CGUGGACCUUUCUCCGCCCCACCGCGUCCCACCAGGUAUAUAGCUGCUGAUGCCACCAACCUCCUUACACUCGUCUCCCAUACGACCCGGAGUGACCUACAACCAUACAUCAUGAAAGCCUUUGUAGCGUGCAUAGCCCUUGCGUUGGCGUCAGUGAGCGCGGAGGCUCCCGGCGGGUACAACUACAACCGUCCGUCCGGCGGCGGCGGCGGCGGCGGCUACAGCUCCGGCGGCAGCGGGCUCAGCGGCGGCGGCGCCUACAGGGCCGUCAGCUCCGGCUACCAGACCUCCGAGGGACAGAACGUCGACCCCCAGCUGCUCGAGCAAGUCAGGCAGAUCCUGCUGAAGGAGGAGUCCCAGUCGUCGUCCGGUAGCUUCGGAGGCAGCAGCAGCUUUGGCGGCGGCUACCCCGCGGCCGCACCUUCGUCAUCCUACGGCGCACCCUCAUCUUCCUACGGAGCCCCGUCCAGCAGCUACGGCGCGCCCGCCGCGUCGUCCCGCGUGGUCGGCAUCGACCUGGAGGCGGUCCGCCAGGCGCUGCAGGUGGCGCAGUUCGAGCAGUCCUCCGGCGGCUCGUCCGGCGGGUACCCCUCGGGCCCCUCCUCCUCGUACGGAGCCCCCGCGCGCGCCCCCUCCGGCAGCUACGGCGCCCCCUUCUAAGCCGACCAAAACCCCGCCCAAGCUAGACGAUCUUACCCGCUUGGAUUAUGAUUCGGGACCGCCCCACCCCAUCUGAGGCGUCCCGAAUAUGUUUAAUUGUUAAUUGCCGGUGGUUACCUACAAUGUAGGUGGCGCCGGCUGUUCAAGUCUACGCGAAGCCUCCAGAGACCAACGCAUGCGACUGUGCACGCACCAGGUUAGAGAUGCGCGAUGGCGGCCAGUCGACGGCGUGCGCCGACCCGGUCGUGCGACUAGUCCAGCGACUGGUCGUGCGACCCGGUCGGACGCACAGUAAGCUCGAAGUGGCGCGCCAUCGGGCCAGCUCUAAUUCUUUGUAUAAAGUCUACCAUAAGGUUAGAAUAAUGUACUUUAAGUUUUUAAUGUUUUUUUUACAAAAAAUAAAUACAUUUUGUCACCGUAA
Molecule: messenger RNA, 1081 nt
Organism: Plutella xylostella (diamondback moth)
Lineage: Eukaryota; Metazoa; Arthropoda; Insecta; Lepidoptera; Plutellidae
Gene: CPG20
Product: cuticular protein glycine-rich 20
Source: RefSeq, a predicted model, not a curated record